UACAGAAACCCGUCUUUAAAUAAAUCAAUUGCACCAUAUGUAUAUUCCCUACAGAUAUAUCUGAAUGGAAGAAUUUGCAUGUCGCGUAGUGAUUUACAGAAAGAUUUCAAACUGAUUCCAUAUCAAAACAAAUUUGAAAUCUAUCAAUAUCCGGUCUAAACACGUCAUAUUAUGUCAUUUACAUAUUUCGACUCACAAAAGUGCAAAAAGCAUAUCUGCUUUUUCUCCCAUUCACCAAUUUGGUUCUGAUCUCAUGCUGGGGUACUGUUAUGUCUUCUGCUACUAAAUGGAACUAUGAUGAAGAACAUGAUACCAAUAAUGUGCACCAAGAAUCAAAUCCUGCCACUUUUCUCCUCCUAUAUUAUGGUGAUGGGCCAGCAAGAGUACAAGUGUAGAACCUGAAGUAAGACGAGAGUUUUUCAGCAGCAAUGAAGGGAGGCUCAUUUACAGUCUUUUACCUGGGUUUCAAACCUCAUAUUCUUAUGGUUCUGACUCAAAUCGGCUAUACUUUCAUGUAUAUCAUAACAGAGGCUUCCUUCAACCACGGGAUGAAUCCUUCCGUCUAUGUCACCUAUCGACAUAUUGUGGCUGGUAUAACAAUGCUACCUUUUGCAUAUUUUAUGGAAAGAAGAAUUCGUCCAAAGCUAACAUGGGCACUGUUCCUGGAGAUUUUUGUUCUUUCUCUUCUUGGGGUGAGUUUAACAAUAAAUAUGUACUUCACAAGCUUGAAAUUCACCUCAUCAACACUAGUAGCAUGCAUGGUGAAUACAAUAGCUUCCUUGACAUUUAUUCUGGCUGUCAUACUCAGAAUGGAGAUUGUAAACGUCCGAAGCCCUCGUGGGAUUGCAAAAAUCCUAGGAACUGCAAUCUCGUUGGCUGGUGUUAUGACGAUGACAUUGUACAAGGGACCCGCUUUACAAAACAUAGGACAUGGAAUCAUUCAUAUAAAAGGAAGCACAACAGCUGUCCACAAGAACUGGUUGCAAGGCUCCAUUCUUGCGGUUGCAAGCUGCAUCACAUGGUCAGCAUGGUACAUUAUGCAGGCGUACACUUUGAAACGAUAUCCAGCACAGCUUUCACUGACUACAUGGAUGAAUCUUGUUGGAGCAGCACAAUCAGCUGUAUACACAGUUAUUGCACAACAUAAAAAAGCAGCAUGGACCAUCGGCUUUGAUAUUGAUCUCUGGUCCACUUUAUAUGGUGGAGUAGUUGUCUCGGGCAUAAUAAUCUUUGUUCAACUAUGGUGCACAGAAGCAAAGGGACCAGUAUUUGUGACGAUGUUUAAUCCCCUCUCAACAAUAUUAGUGGCACUUUUAGCAUAUUUUGUCCUUGGUGAAAAGCUAUAUGUUGGAAGCAUACUAGGUGGUGUUAUUGUAAUAAUGGGACUCUACUUGCUCUUAUGGGGAAAAGAGCAUGAUGAACCAGAAACAAAGCUGAAAGAGCAGGAAGAUCCAAAGACCAUGAUACUUCCCCCAGAUGAAAAUGCUUUGAAAGAAGAACCUUAGAUGUUCCUGAUGUAGCUUAGUGCACAAAAUCAGCAAAUCUAUAGAGGAUGAGCUCAAACAUGCUCAGUUGAAAAGAGAAACAAGAAAAACAAAGUAAUCAUGCCUGGAGAAAGAAAAUGACCAUGAAGCUCUAUCAAACAGUUGAAUUCAAAGUGACGGAUGUGGUUCAAAAUCUGGCCAAUGGUUUUUAAAUCAUGUAUAUACUUGUUUGGUUUCAUGUUCACUUUUUGAAACAGUGAUGAAAGUAAAAACAUGUUUUUUCAUACGUGUUUUUACUGGAAAUAGAAAGAGGUUAAAUACACUUUA
Sesamum indicum (sesame) is the source of this 1811-nucleotide messenger RNA. Its product is annotated as WAT1-related protein At4g08300. Lineage: Eukaryota; Viridiplantae; Streptophyta; Magnoliopsida; Lamiales; Pedaliaceae. The record is from RefSeq and is a predicted model, not a curated record. Gene Ontology annotation, cellular component: membrane. Gene Ontology annotation, molecular function: transmembrane transporter activity.